Molecule: messenger RNA, 3408 nt
Organism: Bacidia gigantensis
Lineage: Eukaryota; Fungi; Ascomycota; Lecanoromycetes; Lecanorales; Ramalinaceae
Exons: 4
Coding region: 1-3408 (1135 amino acids)
Cellular component (GO): cytoplasm; nucleus
Molecular function (GO): protein binding
Source: RefSeq, a predicted model, not a curated record
AUGAAAAUCUCUAUAGGGAGUGGAAAGAGAACCCACACUCGACAGGUCUUUGUUGUUGCGGCAUACAUUAUAGACGACCUCGCAAACGGAGACUCGGUCGCGAGGCCUGUAAUCUACUAUUAUUACGAAUAUGAAGACAGACCAACGCUGGAAACCCGUAGUGUAUACGGCACUUUACUAAAACAACUUUUCAUUGACGGCCUUGUCCCGAAUGGUAUACUCGAUGAAUUUGUCGAGAAAUGCGCAAGCGAUCGCCAUCCGCCUCACGAUCAGUACCUCAGUAGGCUGCUGCUCAAGGUGGUCGAAGGCAUAAGUAAACUUUUCGUCAUCAUCGACGGCCUUGAUGAGUGCGAUGAAAACAGCCAACAGACAGUAUGUGACACUCUGAGCCUCUUUGCUGCCAUCCCUACAUCCGCUGUCAAAAUACUAGUGACGUGUCGAAACGAAGAGCGUCCAUUGAAAUACCUGCAAAGCUUUCAGAAGCUCCAAAUAACGCCGGCCGCAACAUUUGAAGACAUUCAGAGAUUCAUCACUGCAGAGGUAAAGACUAAAAUUAUGCGCCAAGAAUUGACCCUUCGUAACCCAGCUUUGGAGCUUUAUAUUGUGGAUGAGCUUACCGCCAAGGCGCAGGGAAUGUCCGUCAUUACCCCUGACAUGGACCUAUGCGAAGCAGCAUCCGAUUCUGCUAUUCGAGAGAUUCUUAAGAAUCUGCCACGAGGGCUUGAUCAGACAUACUUGCGCAUCAUCAAGAAAAUUGACAGCUCUAUGAACAGAGACCUGGCGCGGAUGACUUUGCGAUGGGUCGCUAUAGCAAGGCGACCCUUGAAUAUCGAAGAAUUACAAGAAGCUGUAGCUUUUGAUAAGGACGAUAGGCAUUGGGACGAGGACAAGAUUCCAAACGGAGAGAAGUUGUUACAGGCAUGUUAUGGUCUUGUGAUCCGAGAUGAAGCUAACAAGGCUCAUUACGCACAUCACACUGUCCAACAAUUUCUCACGAGCCCAGAAUCUGAGGAAGACAAUGUUCAAUUGCCACUUUCUCACUAUCUAUGCUUCAAAGAAGACCUGGAACACAUGGCGGCAGAAGUCUGUGUGACGUAUCUUUGUUUCUCGGAUUUUGAGUCCGCUUUGAUAAAAAGUGAGGCAGAGAGAAGGGUCCUUGUUAAUGACGUAUUCAAACAUGGAGGCCCAAUCGCUAUCCCAGCGGCACUGGGUCUCAGAAGGUCCCUCAUCAAAUUACCAAUUAGACUUUUUGGUUCCUCCAACUUCAACAUACCACAGGUAGAUUUUGCACAGUAUGCAAACCCCGCCCGUCUCCGUAAAUGGCCUAGGCCGGACCUGCUCAAGAAAUAUGCCCUUUUAGAUUACAUCGUACAAUUCUGGCCAUGGCAUACAAAUCCAGCAUUACCAAGUAUGCGACCGUUCGAUACGCAAGAAACACGAACUUCUCGUACACGCCUCCCCACAAUCCCUGAGAAUCAAAGACCUUCGGCGAAUCAAGUACAAACCAUUGACCGGCUCUGGAAUCUCAUCUUCAACAAAACAUUGACUUUCGAGGUCCGUCCUUGGGGACCAAAUCAGCACUUUGGCCCAUACGGGUGCAAAGGCUGUCCUGUUCCUAAAGAUAUCCAACGGCCUUCGCUGCCCUUUAUGGCUUUGAUCCAUUGGGCAGCUGGGUUUGGUCAUUUCAGGCUCUUGAUGGCUCUAGGACCAGACCUCUCCCCACAUUUACUACAUGAAGAGUAUCACCAGGAGACUCUUCUCAUAGCUUGUAGACAUGGCCAUGAACGAAUUGUCCUAUUACUUUUGCAGUCAUUUGAUCACGACUUAGGAGAUGGUAGAGCUAUGUGGGAAGCUUGCGCUUACUCCCAGAUUGGCUCCUUGGAAUUACUUCUAAGGUACCAUAAAUCCUAUGGAAAGCAUUACUAUCGCCCGUCUUAUUACGUCCUAUUGUCGAAGCAUGGGAGUGAGAGGCUGACUUUGUUGCAAUAUGCUGCACAACAAGGCAGUAACGCGGUCUUUGAGCUGCUGAUCUCUCAACUGGAUGAAUCUUAUGCCCAAAUGGAUCAAGAUUUUGGAAAGACUGAGCUUCGGUAUGCGAUAAAGGGUGGCAGUGUGGACAUUGUCAACUUGAUACUCAAAAGCCCAACGACAUUACCGGUACAAGACCUUGUUUCCUAUCAAAUUGAGUACGGAGAAACCCCUCUGAUACUCGCGUCUAUGCUUAGAAACGCCCCAGUUGUGAGAGCCUUGUUGGCGGCUGGCGCACCAACAGAACGGACCUCCACAAGAUUCUUGGAUGUCCCGGUACAAGUCCAAAAAUGGGUCCAUGGAGGAAUGCUACCGGCGUAUGAUUCGCGUUCUAACCCUAGUCCUGAUUACAAAGGUGCGGCCGCUAUCCAUUUUGCGAUUCACGAAAAUAAUGCAGAUGUUUUACAAUUGCUCCCCAAUAUCGAGCAGUCAUGCAAAUGUGUGGUGCGCCUUGCAGGACGAGAAGAUUAUUCCCUAGAAUACAUCGAAUUACGACCCUUACACUUGGCUGCAGCGUAUGGACGAACCGAAUGCGCAGAGGUUUUACUAGCCAAAGGGGCGAAUAUUGAUGUUCCGUGUGACGACGUGGGAAUGACUCCGCUGCAUUUUGCAGCCAUGCGUAGUGGUCGUGAGCUUGUUGAAGCAUUACUUCGUUACGAUGCAGACUCACUGGCGGACGAUCGCUUCGGGCAUAAGCCACUUGGAUACGCUAUUUCUUCCGGAAACGCGAGUAUCCUGGCUCUGCUGCUGGGAAAACUGAAAGACGAACAACGGCUGUCUGCAAUGUUAGAACAAGAUUCAGGUCUGCUAUGUUCAGCCGUAAUGUGGAACCAUAUUGAAGCUGUUAAACUUUUGAGCCAGGAGCUUGCGAAUCCGAAAAUCACAGACAGCCGGACUGUGGCAUGGGAGAUACGACGUUCACUGUCUGAUGCAAUUUCCAGUCCUCAUGUUAAAGACGACAUAAUCAGAGUACUGGUCGGGGUUCAGCCCGAAAUUCUUACCCACAAUCACAAAAUCGAUGACCACGGAGAUGAAACGUUUCUGGACCGGGCCGUUCUCAGUCAAAAUGAAGCUCGGGUUAAACUCCUUCUGGAGCUGGGCGCGGGGGAUAGAUACCCUACAGUUGGCACCUAUUUGCAAUCAAUGGUCCCGAUAGCGCUUUCGCUUGCCAUAGACAACGUGUCUCCCGCCUGCUGCAGCGUACUGCUUACCUCGAAAAUGUACAAGCCACUCUCUUAUGUCCGGAAGAAUGCAUACGACUACGCUAAGACCCUGUAUCAGGAGCGAAAGCUUGCCUCUAGAUUUAAAGGCAAGGCAGAUCAGAGGCGCAUUCUGGAGCUAUUGAAAGAAGGCGUGGAGCACGACUGGGACCAUAUCUAG